GUUUCAAAAACUCUAAUCUUGGUUGGAUCUUGAUUCUCCCGUGCAUAUGCGUGUAACUAUGCAAAAACAUGCAUAAGAACUAGGGCCAAAAAUUUCUGUUGGUGUAACCCCAAUACGUUAGUUGACCAAGAACAUUAUUUGCAAUUCUUGGGUGGCCAAGUGAAUUUUGGUGUGAACUGUGUGUUCGAUGAUCCAAAUUCAUGGGUUGAUGCCAAUGUUGCACACACGCCGAUUCAUUUUCUUCGUCACCACUGUUUUCUAACCAAAUCCAACCUCAAAAUUUGCUUCUUCUUCACAAAUUCAUCUCCCGCUCUCCAACUCCAUGGCUGAUCGUGCUGAUCCUUCGCCUCUCGUUGCACCUUCUCUCCUCACUCAACCCACCGAGAUCGACUUAGAAGCCGGUCCUGGGGAACAAAUUCAGUGCCGAAUUUGUCUUGAAACUGAUGGCAGAGAUUUUAUUGCACCUUGCAAAUGCAGAGGGACAUCAAAGUAUGUUCAUCGGGAGUGCCUUGAUCACUGGCGUGCUGUGAGGGAAGGUUUUGCAUUUGCUCAUUGCACGACAUGCAAGGCUCCCUAUCACUUGAGAGUUCAUGUUCUUGCUGAUAGGAAGUGGAGAACCAUGAAGUUCCGUUUCUUUGUGACCAGGGACAUUUUGUUUAUCUUUCUCUCUGUACAGCUUGUGAUUUCUUUAUUGGCAUAUUUGGUGUAUCUAGUUGAUGGAUAUCAUAAGUUUUGGCUUCGUCUUGCUUGGGGUUUCGAUAGCGUAACCAGCUUCUACUACAUAUGUGGUGCACUAUUAUUUUUUGCGCUACUUGGCCUAUCUGGAUGCUUUAUAACUUGUUAUGAUCGGAGAGUCCGUAAUGAUCUUGCUCAGCCUUGUCGAGAAUUGUGUCUUUGUUGUUGUCAACCCGGUGUUUGUGCAGACUGCCAUUUACCUGGUACUCUUUGUAUGUGGACCGACUGUACAACUUGUUUUGAAAGUUGUGCGAGUGCAGCUGGUGAAUGUGGUUGUUUAGGAGGUGCAGGUGAAGCUGGCUUACCGUUAAUAUUCAUAAUGGCUUUAGUCGUGCUUGGACUGUUUACUGUCAUCGGCAUAUUCUACAGUGUGCUUGUGGCUACAAUGGUUGGACAAAGAAUAUGGCAGCGACACUAUCACAUAUUAGCAAAAAGAAUGCUAACUAAAGAAUACGUGGUGGAGGAUGUUGACGGUGAGAUAACUGGAUCUGAUUGGUCACCGCCACCUCUGCCCCCCGAGCACGUUCAGCAGCUCAAGACGCUUGGCCUCCUAUGACUUAACAAUAACAGGGUGUGAUAUGAAUAUCUUGCCUGCCAUUUCUAGCCAUCAGACCUUUUAUUGAUAAACUGGAUUAGCAUUGCUCAAAAACAUGUAAUGUGUUCAUCUUCUUAUUCUCAUUUCCUUCCUAAAUGUAACGUACAACUCCUGAUGCAUCACGUACAUGUCAUUAUAGCGUUAUUGGGUCGUGAUUGAUUGUUCGUAUAGAGUAUAACUAUUUCAAAUAGAGUUCAAUUGUUGUAG
Messenger RNA from Cynara cardunculus var. scolymus (artichoke), 1537 nucleotides. RefSeq lists its product as uncharacterized. Gene Ontology annotation, molecular function: zinc ion binding. NCBI's taxonomy places the organism in Eukaryota, Viridiplantae, Streptophyta, Magnoliopsida, Asterales, Asteraceae. The record is from RefSeq and is a predicted model, not a curated record. The transcript has 7 exons. The coding region runs from base 323 to 1291 and encodes 322 amino acids.